Molecule: messenger RNA, 1219 nt
Organism: Blepharisma stoltei
Lineage: Eukaryota; Ciliophora; Heterotrichea; Heterotrichida; Blepharismidae
Source: the annotation of a GenBank genome assembly
AUGUCUGAAGAUUACAAGCGACAAAUUGGCAAACUUGCUCUAUGCCAACUUGCCCAAGAAAUGGGAUUUUCCAGCAUAUCCAGUCAAGCCUUAGACACCCUUGAAGAAGUAACAGAGCUUUUAAUCGAAAAAAUAGGUCUUCGAGCCAAAUUAAUUGCUGAACACACAGGUCGUACAGAGUGUAAUAUUUUUGACACAUCUAGAGCAUUAGAUGUCCUUCAGACUAACAAAGAGCAGCUCCAACACUUUCUUACAAAUCAGAUAGCUGACAUUCCUUUUUGCCGUGAAAAUAUAAAAUUCCCAAUUGUCCCUCCUCUAUCAAUAUAAUUAAAAUGGCAUACUAAGUUGGCCUACCCUUUUGCUCGAAACACCAUUUAUAGCUCUGCACCUUGAUAAAGAGAGGACAGUAGACAAACAUGUAUAUGCAGCUAGCCUAAGAGCUGGAUAGAAAUGCCAGUUUAGCAAUCCAGUAGGUAUAUAGAACCCAAAAUUUGCUGAAAAAAUUGCCAUCCGAAAAAUCUUCCGAAAGUAGCCCAUGCUGAAGUUUCAAUAUGGUGACUCACUCCACUAUAAUAUAAGCUAGACGUGAGACUCAGGCAAGGAACUAAGUAUAGAAAUUGCCCGAGGAUGGCGCUAUAUUGCGCCAUCCUCGGGCAAUUGGAGACACGGCUCCACACGGGAAUUGUGUUCCACGUGUGGAGACAUUUUUCCACAUGGGAAAAUGUGGUGGAAAAAUGGCUCCACACGUGGAAUACGGUUCCCGUGUGGAGCCAAUUUUCGCUUGCCCUAGGAUGGCGCCAUAUAGCGCCAUCCUAGGGCAAAUCCUAUACGUGAGGACGAUGACAGGCGGUCCAUCGAUGCAAGAUGUGGAUAAGUACUCAUGCUGCAUCAGGCUAAUGCUAAUUCCCCUCGUCUAUCACCUCAAGAAGAAAUAGAUGUUUUCUAUAACGAUGAAAAUAUCCCUAAUUUUCUACCUCCUUUUCCACAAGACCACACUUAUUUGUUCACACCAGUCCCAGUUACCAGGAAUAUGGAUCCAAGUGAGCUGAGAAUUCUAAAAAAUAAAGAAAAAAGAGAAAUUGAGGAAAGGUUGGCAGAACUUAAAGCUAAAACUUCAGAAGAUAAAGAGGAUAAGAGAAAGGAUAACAACAGUAGCCCAUUCUUAUCUCUUGAAAGGAUAAAUGCAACUUCUCAUUUUAUAGAGGAUGAGCUUGCUUAA